CCUUUGUUGCCGGAAAGCGACCGGAGAAUGCUAGGGCACAAUGAUCUUCCGAGGUUGGAUAAAGGAGACUCGACUCAGGAGAAGGAGGAGGAUGAGGAAGAGAAAAUCAUCUCAAUCCCAGACGGACUGUCCCCCAACUGUUCCCCGACGGUGGCUGGAUUCCUCCAGGCCGAGCUGGAGCUCACUGCCCGGCUGCGAACCUUGACCUUUAAGGAUCCGGUGCGUUAUGUGUAUAACCCGCUGGACUACGCGUGGAACACACACCAGCUCUUCGUUGAGAAAUACUGCCACAGCGGGCAGAGCGUCCUGUUCCUGGGGAUGAACCCGGGGCCAUUCGGCAUGGCGCAGACUGGAGUUCCGUUCGGUGAGGUCAAGGCUGUGCGUGAUUGGCUGAAGAUCUCUGGCGAGGUGGGUCAUCCUCCUAGCGAGCAUCCGAAACGUCCAAUCAGAGGCUUUCUCUGCUCUCAGAGCGAAGUGAGCGGCGCUCGGUUCUGGAGUUUCUUCCAGCAGCUCUGUGGAGAACCCCAGCGCUUUUUCCGUCACUGUUUUGUCCAUAACUUGUGCCCGCUGAUGUUCAUGACCGAGAAGGGGAGGAACGUGACGCCCCCCGAGAUGCCCGUAGAGGACCGCAACGCCCUGCUGAUACACUGCGAUGCCGCGCUGUGCCAGGUGGUCCGCGCCCUCGGCGUUUCCAUGGUGAUCGGGGUAGGCAGGGUGGCGGAGCAGCGGGCGCGGCGUGGCCUUGCUGAAGCCGGACUGCAGGUGAAGGUGGAGGGAAUCAUGCAUCCGUCACCCAGGAACCCGCUGGCCAAUAAGGGCUGGGCUUCUGUGGCUCGAGCCAAAUUAGAGCAGAUAGGGGUGUUGGGUUUGCUCACAGACUGACCACAGACUUACAGAACGGUUUUAUUUGUAUAUAUUGUUUUAUAUAAAUUACACUACACUCCUUUACCUCAAAUAUAAUCAAUCUGACCAGACUCUGACCUGUGACCACACUCUGUGUCUAAAACCCGCUUCACGAUUCAGUGCUAAUGAAGCUAACAGAUAAUGGAAUAAUGGCCUCCAGUUUAGCAUCCCACAGUGGGGUGUGUUCGGUGUCACACUCGCUUGGGGGAUCUCUGAGACACGCUGAGGUCAGUUUACUGCAUAGAUUUGGUACGUGACGCUAAACUGGAGGCUAUAAGUGACCUUUUUAAAUGACCGGUUAGCAACAUUAGCCUUGUAGCUUCAGUACAAAACAAACAAAGCUUCACAAAAGCUUUACGCAUAAAACACAACUGAACUGAACUGGAGAGAAGAUGAACAGCGUGUACAUCCCAGUUAAAAAUCACAUCACAGUCUCUGAAAGAGAGAAAGGAAGGAAAGAAUAAAACUCAAACAGAAAAAUCUGAUAGAAAGUAAGAUGAAUCUGUAAAGAGAAAAAAGGAAAGAAAGAGGAAAAUAACAGAUGGAUGGAGAGAAAGACAGAUCUUUAUUUUCUGUGCUGAAUGAACCACGUCUUCGUUGUUUAAUAAUAAACAUACAAAUGUU
Hemibagrus wyckioides is the source of this 1527-nucleotide messenger RNA. It is a transcript of the gene smug1, whose product is annotated as single-strand-selective monofunctional uracil-DNA glycosylase 1. The transcript has 3 exons. The record is from RefSeq and is a predicted model, not a curated record. The coding region runs from base 28 to 882 and encodes 284 amino acids. Gene Ontology annotation, molecular function: oxidized pyrimidine nucleobase lesion DNA N-glycosylase activity; single-strand selective uracil DNA N-glycosylase activity. NCBI's taxonomy places the organism in Eukaryota, Metazoa, Chordata, Actinopteri, Siluriformes, Bagridae. Gene Ontology annotation, biological process: base-excision repair.